This is a messenger RNA of Saccostrea cuccullata (small rock oyster), 1413 nucleotides long. RefSeq names its product blastula protease 10-like. The record is from RefSeq and is a predicted model, not a curated record. NCBI's taxonomy places the organism in Eukaryota, Metazoa, Mollusca, Bivalvia, Ostreida, Ostreidae. Gene Ontology annotation, biological process: proteolysis. The transcript is spliced from 12 exons. Gene Ontology annotation, molecular function: zinc ion binding; metalloendopeptidase activity. The annotation marks the transcript as partial.
AUAAGACCUGAUGUACAAUGAUUUCCAUCCAUUAUUCAGUUGAAAAUGCUGAUACAAGUGUGUUUUGUGGUCUUAGUACUUUCGAAUUCUGUAUUUUCCGUACCCGUAAAAGAGAAAGAUGAAGAUUUCAUCAGAGAAGAAGUUCGAGAACUACUGGAAUUUUUAAAAGAAAGCGAACCUGAAGACAAAGCUGCGAGAAUCGAUCAUGAAGAAAAAGGAAGGAGACUUUUCAAAAAUUACUUUGGACAGGAAGAUCUUGAUUUUGCCCAAAAAAGAAAAGCCAAGAAAGACAAGGAGCAGAAAUCUAAAGAGAAAGAUGGUCAGAAAAAGAAUAACCCUCAGGAAAAACACAGCACAAUGAUUGAUGAAGAAGACGUAAACCCUGAUGACGUGAAGUUAAUGAAACUACUGGAAGGAAUGGCGAUGGAGAAGAACGGGAGAGUCUUCAAGGCCAAAGGUUUGCAUCCCGAAUUAUCAAUGAUUGCUAAAGGUCAAGGCAUGGACAAGCACCCCUUAACCCCGGAACAAUCUGAGAUAGAGCAGAUCUCAGGAGACCAGGUACGCAGAAAAAAGAGAAGUUUUUGGAGGGCAGCUUGGAAGUGGCCGAAAAAUAUCGUUCCCUUUGACAUAGACAAUAACACCAUAGUAAGUGAAAGAAGCUAUGCUAUCUUCAACAAAGCAGCUGAGCUGUUCAACAAUCUAACCUGUCUAAAAUGGCUACCUUAUACACCAGAACUAGCGGAACAAGUGGGUCACAAUAAUUAUGUACAGUUCAGAGACUCAGACGGAUGUUGGUCCUAUGUUGGGUACAUAAGAAGUAGUCCUCAAGUCAUUGGAAUGUCACAGAGGGGGUGUAUGAGCGUUGGUAUAGCGGUGCAUGAGAUGCUUCACGCCGUGGGUUUGAUGCAUGAGCAAUCACGCACUGACCGUGACGACUAUAUCCGCAUGAUUAAAGAAAAUCUCAAGGAAAACUUUCACAAUGGUAACAUGGCAAAGACCAGUACAUUUGACCGCAAUGCAUAUGACUACGAGAGUAUUAUGCAGUACGGGUUAUGGUCCUUUUCGGUCACUGGUGGUCAAACAAUGGAAUUUCUGGACAGAGACCUGGAGUUUCUAGCUGGGACAGGGGCCGGGGUCGCUCUUGAUUUCUAUGAUGUCAAGGAUAUCACCGCAAAUUACUUAUGUACUGAAGAAUGUGUGAACCCACCAAAGUGUGAGAAUGGAGGAUUUGUCAACCACAACUGUGUCUGUUACUGUCCAAAAGGGUAUCAAGGUGACACGUGUGGAACUGUGAUCACGGAUGAUGACUGUGGUGGAAUGAUAGAAGUUCCUCUCGGUAAAGAUGUAAUUGUGACGUCACCAGGGUAUCCCGUGUCAUAUCCAAUCGGAAAAUUAUGCAGAUGGGGCGUAAAG